CACCCACUUUUUUCCCCAUCCUUGUUUCCAGAUGAAGCUGGACAAAGAUAAGUUCUCUGUCUUGCUGGAUGUGAAGCACUUUUCCCCCGAAGAGAUAAAUGUGAAGGUGGUAGGCGACUACAUCGAAGUACACGCUAAACACGAGGAACGUCCGGACGAACACGGCUACGUCUCCAGGGAGUUCCACCGUCGCUACAUGAUCCCCAAGGGAGUUGAUCCGGCAGCUAUCACCUCCGCCUUGUCUCCCGAGGGAGUGCUCUCCAUCACUGCCCCCACUAAAACCCCCGCACUGGAACGGAGCAUUCCCAUCACUUGCCAAGAAAAGCCGGCUGUCACUGGAAAAUAAAGAGAAGAGCAGCCUGGCCCAGAAUUUUUCAUAUUUUGCCCCCUAUUAGAUACCGUGAGAUAUUGUGAGCUUGGACUCCCCUUGCUUGUUAGGUACAAGGCUUGUUCACUCUUAAGCCUUUAAGGAAGUGACGUUCCUUUCCUACCCUGCUAAUGGCUGCUGGGAUGCUGACGGCGAAGACACUGUUGGCUUAAAAAUUUCAGUCCAUCUACUGGAGAAGAAGGUGUUGUUUUUCUGCCUCUGGCUAGAAACCUCUCUCUUCCUUUGCAGGCUUACUCUGUACCACAUUUCAUAUUGAACUGACUUCCUUGUAUAAAUGCCCAUUUGCAAUAAAGUGCUUUUUUGCUUAAGAGC
Messenger RNA from Thamnophis sirtalis, 700 nucleotides. The record is from RefSeq and is a predicted model, not a curated record. NCBI's taxonomy places the organism in Eukaryota, Metazoa, Chordata, Lepidosauria, Squamata, Natricidae.